GAGACUGCGAGCAGGGUCGUUCGAGUCCCGGGACCUGACUGUAUGUGAAUUUCAACUCUUUUAUCUCCUUUCAGAAAUUGAUGGGAUUUUUUUUGUUUAGAUGCACAUUUUAUUUAGGGGGGAAAAGACUUUUUGCUGGGCCAUCAAAUGGUGAUCCAGCUCAAACCCUUCAUCCUUCCCAACUUAAAUAAGGAGGACUUUUGAGGAUCAGAGUGGAGCUCAUCUGGAGUGCAGACUUUUUGGAGAGAGCGACUGUUAUCUCGGCGCUAUGAUGUGUCAAGGGACAGGACCACGGGGCUGAGAGGAGAUUUCAACGGGACUUGAGCCUUUAUUUGUUUGCUAACGUUUGGCUGAUUGAACGCUCCAAGAGCUUGUGAGCCAAGACUAUCUCUUGCAGAAGAGGAAGGGGAUACCUUCAGCAGGGACAUUGUGAAUAUCCCAGACCUCAAUAUGAAAGCCCCUCAGAGGAGCCCUGGCAGGGCAGAACAGAUGCUAGGAGCCAUGGCAGAUAUGUUGACAUCUUUUGCUUUACCCAACCAGCAGUGGCUAUCAGAUCCGUGCGAAGUAACAGCAGAGCUGAUGGAACGUGAGACCCCCAGUCAUGAGGGAACACAGACAGAGAGCAGAGAGACCAAGAAUGAACCAGGAGACCCCGAGACUGACUGGGUCACACCAGAUGCUGCUGCUGCCCAGCGCCCACCUGGGGCUUCAAAUCUAACAAGUGCUGCUAUUCUUUCUGACUCGGUUCCGACAGAAUGUUCUUUCCCAUCCGGUGAAGAAUCGUACUCGGUGACAGGAAGUGAUGGCAGCAUUUCCACCUCAGUGGCUUCGAUCCAGCCACAGCCUUCUACCAGUUCGGCUCCCAGCUCGCCGAGCUCCAAGCGAUCGGUAAGCACCUUGAAGAAAUGGCUGACCAGCCCGGUGCGCAAGCUCAGCAGUGGCAAGAUCGAUCGGCAGGUGAAGAAGCUGGAAAGCAAACCCAAGAAGGCGGAACAAAGGAAGAGUGUCGAUGAGCGGCGCAGGAGCAUUGAUCUGGGAAUAGUCAACAAAGGGAGUGAAGCUCAAGACGUGAAGGGCUGGAAGGAUGGAUCACUGAGCCGCAGAUUAUCCCGAGAUGAACAAACGGCAGCUGUGAUUCCGGAGUCAUCGACAGCACUUAUUGACAACCCGAAGAAGGAGAUGGAAGAACAGGAUACUGCAGUGCAGAGUCCCAUCACCUUCGCUGUUCAGGAUGGUGCCACGGGAUCAUUGGCUCACCCUCCAAAUGGAUUGCCACAGCCAACAGUCACAUCAGUAGACACUGAGGAAGAAAAGAAGAGUGCCUUAGAAAAGAGUAUGUACGUACUACAAGAACUUGUAGAAACGGAAAAAUUAUAUGUGACCGACUUGGGUUUUAUAGUGGAGGGCUACAUUGCAACGAUGAAUGAAAAAGGAGUCCCUGAAGACAUGAAGGGGAAAGAUAAAAUAGUAUUUGGGAACAUUCACCAGAUCUACGAAUGGCACAAGAACUAUUUCUUAGCAGAGCUGGAGAAAUGCCUGGAGGAGCCAGAGAGACUAGCCGAGCUCUUCAUAAAACAUGAAAGACGGUUACACAUGUACGUGGUUUAUUGCCAGAAUAAACCUAAAUCAGAGCAUAUCGUCUCCGAGUACAUCGAUACCUACUUUGAAGAGCUGAAGCAACAACUAGGCCACAGGCUUCAGCUGAAUGACUUACUUAUCAAACCCGUUCAGAGAAUCAUGAAGUACCAGCUUCUGUUGAAGGAUUUCCUGAAGUAUUUGAAGAAGGCUGAGCGGGACACCACUCUGUUGGAGCAAGCUGUGGAGGUGAUGUGCUUUGUGCCGCGACGGUGUAACGAUAUGAUGAACGUAGGACGCUUACAGGGCUUUGAGGGCAAAAUAACAGCUCAGGGAAAACUCCUUCAGCAGGAUACCUUCCAUGUGAUCGAACAAGAUGCUGGCUUCCUGUCACGCAGUAAAGAGCGGCGUGUUUUCCUCUUUGAACAGAUAGUAAUCUUCAGUGAGCCACUGGAUAAAAAGAAGGGCUUCUCACUGCCAGGUUAUCUCUUCAAGAACAGUAUUAAGGUUAGCUGCCUGGGUCUUGAAGAAACCGUGGACAAUGACUCUUGUAAAUUUGCCUUGACCUCACGUGGGACAGACAGGAACAUGGUGCGAUAUGUCCUACAAGCCACUAUUCCUGAAAUCCGGCAGGCCUGGGUUUCAAACGUUAGUCAGAUCCUGGAAACGCAACGUAACUUUUUGAAUGCUCUGCAAUCUCCGAUUGAAUAUCAACGGAGGGAAAACAAAUCCAACAGCUUGGGAAGACCCCGCGACGCCAGGACGGCACUGUCCAUCUCAGCUGGCAUGAGGCCCCAUUCUUCUGCAUCCAUGGACAGGAACCAGUUUCCCUCGAUGAAGGCCUACAACACCUCACUGCCAACAUUGUUUCUCCCACCUUGCAGGACUGGCAGUGCCACCCUGGAAACAAAUAAGCUGCCAGGUCAGGGGAAGGAUAGCCAAGAUGGAAAUUCUACCAACGUUGAUGUCCCCGGCCACAAGCAUAGGAGCCAAGACAAGCUGGACAAGAGCAAGCAAUAAAGUUGUUGCUUGGUUUUUCUUUUCUGUUUGCUUAAAGGAAGUUAGGCUCAGGAGCGUACACACUGAGGGUCAGCUCCCCAUUUUUAAUUCUUCACCCACGAACCAAUUCGCUAAAGGUUUGGCGAGCUUUGGCACAUUGCAUCAACUGUGCACCCUCAGCCAAGUUGUGCUCCGGGACCCUCAUUAAACAUAACAACCAACUCUGAAUCACAGAAAAUCAAGGGUAUCGUGCUGCCAACGUCAUGUCACCAGGGUACAAGUUUUCCUUAUGGCUUGUGUGGAGGUCUUCAGUUGUUCUGAAUCAAUGCGUGUCCCCCUGUUUAAACACCCGACCUCUGGCAAGGUCCUUCUUUACAGGGAAAGUCUGAGGUUUUGAAAGGGCGUUCUGCUGGGGGAUUUCAAUUCAGUCAAAGGAUUGAAAAUCACUUGCAUUCUGUAAUGCUGAAAUGGACCAUCCUGAUCAAGAAGGAGCCUUUCAUGCUAUUUUCAAAAUAGCAACUGAGUCACAAUUGGCAACGCUCCAAGCAAUGGCCAGGUCCAACAAGUGAAUUAAACCAAAAUGCUUUAUCUCAUUAAUUGCCCUGUGCCUUCACCAUCAACAUGAAACAAUGUAUUCACCACUGUUGCAUUGUCAUUGAACAACUGUCGUGGUGGAGCUCUCAAUCCAUUCACAAAAUAUCUGACAUCUCACUUCAUCACUCUGCACCGGUGAUAUCACAAUGUCAGGAAGAUUUGUGCCCAGUUUGAUAGUUCCCUGGCAGAUUGCGCAAUGCUUUCGGCUUUUGGAAUUGAUAUCUGAGGCAUUAAAAUGAGGCCUCUGGCACAAACAGGGACAAACGCCAAGAGCAAGAAAAGCCUUUUACACAAAACACACGGCAACCAUGCCCAGCCUUUUAAAGCAAAGACAGUUGUGUCAGCUUUGAGCAACUGGGGCAAAGGAAAGAUGAGGCAAUGGUUGGUAGAAGACCCAAGCAUGAAGCAGCACCUCAAAUCAUCAGAAUGGAAGGCACUUGCACGAAAGGGGUGACAGCUACUUUGCCAGUGAAGACACCCGAUCAUAUCCAGUACUUGCCUGCAUGAAAAUGGUUGGCUGUCUUUUUUAGACAAGUACCUAUUGACUCUCCUUGUGGUCUAAGCUUUGUAUAUGAAGACCAUUUUCAACCUUUUGGAUCCUCUCUGGUUUGAAUUUGUAAACAUUUCUAAUCUUGCUGCUGUACUUUUUAUUUUCCCAGAUCCUAAAUCGUUCCUUUUGUUUGAAAUUUGCAUUUGGGCGUUCCGUUCCUCACUCCAUGGUGUGUCUCUAAACCCACCACUUUGCGUUAGUUGUCAGGGAAGUGGUCUGUACCUUUUAUUUUCCCAGAUUCUAAGUCUUCCUCACGGCCUUCUGCUACUCCGCAGUCUGCUCAUUUCAUGUUGAUUCACCUGAAUGUCUCCUUCCUGUGCUAACCAAGCUUGCAGGUUCUGUGCUCCUUCACCAUGUUGCUGCUGUCAAAUUGGUACUCGUUCCUGGCCAAGGUAACAAAACUAAAGCACCAAUAUCAGUAGCUGGCUGAAGGUGGGAACUCAGCAAAUAGGAAGUUUUUGAAGACAACAUCGAAAUCACAAGAAACAGAUGCUGGAAUGUUUUUGAGCAUUGUUGAGGCCUUGUAGUUAAUGUUUAGAUGCUACACUCCAAAUCUGAACUGGUACAAUUUGAUGUUACUGUUUUAGCCCUUGGCACAUGGUCAAAAGCAUAAUCCUGCAAUCGUUCUGAUGGUAAGGAUCAGGGAUCCAUCUCUUCCCUUGACUGGACUGAGGGAAUUUCAUAGCUGCUCCCUUUUUUUCUUUCCCCCCCAUGAGAUGCGGCUAACUCAGUAUUUAUUGCCCAAAGGAGCUAUUAAGAGUGAACCACAUGGGCUGUGGGUCUGGAGUCACAGACCAGGUAAGGAUGGUAGAUUUCCUUCCCUAAAAGAUGUGAUUGAACCAGACAGGGUUUUUCCAACAAUCAACAAUGGUGUCACGGUCACCAGUAAUGACGGCAACUUUCUUUCCCGCAUUUAUUAGCUGAACUUAAAUUAACCCAACAGGAUUUGAACCCAUGACCUGAGACACGGCUGUGGGUUUGGAGUCACAUGUAGGCCGAGACCAGGGUAAGGAUGGCAAAGUUCCCUCCCUAAAGGGCAGUAGUGAACCAGAGGGGUUUUUAUAACAAAUUGAUAGUCAUCAUUUGACUUUCAAUUCCAGAUAUUUAUUGAAUUUAUAUUUCCCCAUCUGCCAUGAUGGGACUUGAACCAUGGAUUCCUAGUCCAGUGACAUCACCAUUAGCACCACCUCCCCUUUAUAAGAACUGAGUUACAUGUUUUGUCAAAGGAUUUAGAUGUAACCAAUUUACAGUCACCAGCAUCUGGGAUGAGAGUGCUUUAAUCCCGAGUAUCAUACAAUGUGUGAAAUGUUUGCACUUUACGAUGUAAUCAGUGGCUAUUUGAGAACAAGCUUCGAGUUUCUUUACCCUUUUCAGCCAAGUUUCAGUGCUUAGAAAAUACCCAUGGGAUAUGCAAAUUGAACAGCCUAAAUUAAAAUUUAAAAAGGAUGUUGCGCUCCUGGUUCUGUUACCACUGAUUUCAGCCCUGAUCUCCUCAUUUUGUGAACGCUGCUUUGUGGUAAAUUGCAUGCCAUUCCACAGCUGCUGAAAUGCCUGUUAUCACACUCGAGGAUUCAUUUGCCAUCUGCAGCAGAGAGUGUGGGCUAUUCAAUCACUGAGACCAUUGGCAAUCGCAUUCUCACCCAGCACAGAAAUCACUGAAUUCCGAACAGGAAUAAGAUCUGUGAUUAAUGUUUUGGCCUUUGUGCAUCACUGCUGAAAUCACAUGUAACAUGACCAGCCACCAGUCUGAAGAUCAGUGUGGGUUGUCAAUUUGCAAUCUGAAUGGUGUACUCGAUCUCCUGAGUUUUGUUUUAAAAUCUACUCAUUCAUGAGAUGUGGGCAUCACUGUCUGGGCCCAGCAUUUAUUGCCCAUCUCUAGUUACCCCUUGAGAAGGUGGGGGUGAGCUGCCUCCUUGAACCGCUGCAGUCCAUAGGCUGUGGGUAGACCCACAAUGCCCUGGGUAAAGGUAAAGUGGAGCUCAAUGGAAAUUGUUACUAAAAACUGUUGAACCAUUCAGGGAACUGGGACAUUUUCUUUCAUUUGCAAGAAGCAUGCUGUCAAACAUGAGUGCUUAGUGACAAGAACUCCAUGCAUUGUUUUUGUGUCAAAGAAAAUCUGAAGAAGGGUCCCAACCCGAAACGUCAGCUUUCCUGCUCCUCUGAUGCUGCCUAGCCUGCUAUGUUCCUGCAGCUGCACACAGUUAUCUCUUUGAAAAAAACUUCAUUAGACUAUUGCACAUUUAACAGCAGAGGUCCCAAAUGUUGAAUUUCCAGACUUAAUUUGAAUUAGGCAGCAAAAGAUGUUCAAUUUCACAGGUUCUACUGUAAAUUUUCACAAAUAGCAGUUUCCACUUUUGCCCCUAUCCAGAAGCUGACUCCCCACUAGGGCAGGACCCAGCUCUUUUUCUAAUACCGAGAAGUGUUAUCACACAUAACUUAGUGACCUUCCCACCACCAAAAUCACCGUGACAUUUUUGAAAAAUGUUUAUUUUAAACUAAUAACCGCUGCUAGUUAAAAAACACCUGCAUAGCCAAUGAAGUAUUUACAAGCAAAGCCCAUUACGGGUAGUGCACAUCAUCAAAAGUGAUGGGGAGGUAAAGAGAGGGAAGGGACUAAAUCAAAAUGGAAAUGAACGGGGAAAUAAAACACUCUACAUGCCUCCACAGUGCCCACCUCUCUGUAAAAGCAUUGUGAGCAUAGAACCCAGCUCUUAAUACAAAAACCAAUGACAUCAUCUACUCUCAAUCAAUUCUAGUGAUGUUCUAAUUUACCCUUAGAAAGACCUGUAAUUCCAACACUUACCAGCCAGGACUAUCUCACCAUUUUGUCCCACAUUCCAGGAUCAAGCUCUUUUUAAAUCAUCACCAAAAGUACCCAUCCCCCGAUAUCAAUCCCGUGUGUAAUCACAGUAGCUGAGAAUCCUAAUAUGUCUCUGAUGUUUGUAGGUUCCUUCCCCUCUCCUCACACAGUCAACAGGACAGUUUGCCAUCUCUGCACCAACUCCAAUUUGAUACUGUUUCAAAAAUAAAAGGCACAGGACAUCAUUGAAGUGUAGUCCUCAAUAACUUGAUGGAAAGUGCAUGGCUUGCCUUACAAACAGGAGGACAUUCAGCCCCCUCAGGCCUGCUCCAGCAUGGCUGAUCUGUACCUCAUUCCCAUGUGAGAGCAUGGUAAAAAGAAAAACUCCUUGUGCUUUUUAUCUGCCUUAGCUCCAAUUUGGAGGAAUGUUGCUUCCUCAACUCCUUGAUAUUAAGGUUAUGACUCCUCACUAGAGGAGAAACCUUCUCUGUAUCCAAGCCAUGGUUAAGUAAUCUGCAAUGUAACCCUCCAACCCUCAGUAUCACAAGCUUUGGAUCCAUUCUGUUUGGGUCCUCUGCAAAGACCCUGAGUUCCUCAUUAUUUCUACUUGUUAUUGCACUGCACUGAAACAUACAGAACAUGUUGGACCUAAGUUCCAAUCAUUGGAUUUGUUUAUUCGACUGGCUUCAAUUGAAGUGACACUGCUGCCCCCACCUGGCUGUUGUGAAGUUUACAUUUACCGAGAGUUCAUGGAUGGAUAAUGUCAGGGGUGAAGGCAUUCAGUGGAUAUGGCACCAUACCCAAAGACCAAUCAUGACCUGCAAAAACACAAGUAAAUUACAUGAGGAAUUUCAAAUUCGGGAAAGAGAAUACUGACCACAUUGUACUAUUAAAUGCGAUUGCAGCACAUCUUCUAAUUUCCAGCAUGCUCCCCUUUUCUCACAUCAGUUCUUCGGGUGUUGCAGUCCCAGUUUAAUCCACAGGGCCCUCAGCACUGUCACUUAUGCCCAUUAGGAAGCAGAAUUGGUUCUUGACAAGUUCCCACACAUGGGUGCAAUGUGACUGUUGAGAGAGGCCUAUUCUCAUCAGGAAAAAGGUGCAAAGGUUGAUUCCAUCUCAAGUCAGUUUAAGACAGAACAAUAUCAGUGACUGUCACAACCCUUCAUCAGGAAGGGUUGCCCUCACUCCCUUCACCCUCCUAGCAUAAGGCAAGUGUUUGAAAAAUUGAAUAGGGAAAAUAAAAGGGGAUCGUGUCACGAGUGUUUGAUUCUCAAUCCUGAUAUAUCUUUCCUCAGUUUGUCAUUUCCAGAGCCCUUUGCUAAAAUGUGGCCCCCCCACUGCUGAGCAUUUUCUAUGUAUCAUACUCCUGUAUAUGCAUGUUUUAAUAAAUAUUGUCUUUUAAAGAAAUGUUGAGAUGGAGAACAAUGCUGUUGUAUCAUAUAUCAGAUUAAAAUUGAAAAUCUUUUAAAAAAAUUUA
Stegostoma tigrinum is the source of this 7995-nucleotide messenger RNA. Its product is annotated as rho guanine nucleotide exchange factor 25-like. Gene Ontology annotation, cellular component: plasma membrane; cytoplasm. The record is from RefSeq and is a predicted model, not a curated record. The transcript is spliced from 16 exons. NCBI's taxonomy places the organism in Eukaryota, Metazoa, Chordata, Chondrichthyes, Orectolobiformes, Stegostomatidae. Gene Ontology annotation, molecular function: guanyl-nucleotide exchange factor activity. Bases 451 to 2595 code for a protein of 714 amino acids. Gene Ontology annotation, biological process: axon guidance.